Messenger RNA from Syngnathus typhle (broad-nosed pipefish), 4903 nucleotides. RefSeq names its product xin actin-binding repeat-containing protein 1. The record is from RefSeq and is a predicted model, not a curated record. The transcript is spliced from 7 exons. Gene Ontology annotation, cellular component: focal adhesion; actin cytoskeleton; stress fiber. Gene Ontology annotation, biological process: actin filament bundle assembly; actin cytoskeleton organization. Gene Ontology annotation, molecular function: actin filament binding. Lineage: Eukaryota; Metazoa; Chordata; Actinopteri; Syngnathiformes; Syngnathidae. The coding region runs from base 253 to 4299 and encodes 1348 amino acids.
AUAACCAAGUGAGCAUGAAACAUUCAAGUACAAAUGUGCCCUUGGUGUUGGUCAGAUAGGUCAAGCCAAAGCUUCCAGGAAGCUUCAGAUUUUAUAACCGGGGAAGAAGCUCAAAAUUGUUCUCGUGUGAGUUCUGAAUGACCUCACACAGCUUGCGAGGACUUUGGUCUUGCUUCUAAAGUCUUGCUGCGGAAGUGCUUCGGAUCGAUUCGGGGAGCGGAGUGACAUUAGCAAAAGGUCGAGUGGAAAAAUAUGCUGACACGGAGCCGCUCCCUACAUAGCGUCCACUCGUCGUACGACAAGCCGGUCAGGAGGGAUGCUGAGACUCUUAGUAGGACGGUGUCCGUGUCCGAGUUGGUCGAAAGAUAUCAAGCUUCAACUGAAGAUGAUUCAAAAGCUGACACAAAUGCAAAGGCAUCAGCAGCAGUUCAAAAGAAAACAGCAGCCACUCCACCCAAGAAUGGCCCACAGCAAAGGAAAACACCUCAGCAGGACCAUCGGAAGAGCAGAGAAGACAAACGGGGAUGCUCUUUGCCCGAGACUAAUUUGAGCCGCAGCAAGUCGACAGGGAGUUUUCAAAAAGACGCCAAGGUUUCCAUCGAGGCCUUGAAGGCACAAUUUGAGAUGAGAAAUAAGCCAGCAGAUGAGACUUCCAAAAAUGUCAAGGCGGUGAGCAACAGAGAGAUCAGUAAGUCUGCGAAGGAGCAGAAGGCUCACCCUGCUCCGCUGCGUCCCGGCAAGAGUGACGCAAAGGAAAGAAUUGCGACACGUAAGGUAGCAACCCAAACUCUUACAAAGAAAGACAAAAACAACAUUGAGAAGACUGCCGUCUUCAAAACCAAUGUUAAAAGGAAGUCAGUCGCGGACUUCAAAGAAAACUCCUCGGCUCAAGAGAAGGAGAAACUGUACGUCUCCGUCAAAGCUUUGUCUGCACUCUUUGACUCUCAGUCAAAGGUGGCAACUCAGGAAGCAAUUCAAGAAGUAAAACAGAAACCAGUAAAACAAGUGAAGAUGGCGGAAGACACCCAGGUGAAGAGAGAAGACCACCUUCAGCCAGGACUAGAGACACUGUCACAACAAUUCUUCCCCUCCCAAAUGUCCAAACAAAACCUUCACCAACAGCGUCAGAAAUGUGAGCUGAGAAGACUCUUGAAGCACACGCAUCCCAAGCUGAAGAUGCUGGAUGAGCUCGUAGACGAGGAGCUCGCUGAGGUGUUGAGUUCCGAGACUGAGGUGACGGUCGAUAAAACCGUGUACGAGGGAGAGGUCCAUUCCAUACGCCUGAUAUUUGAGAAUUAUUCCCAGAGUGGCCAAGUGUCACCUUCCGCCCCAAAGAUGUACACAACUGAAGAAUUAGUCAAACAAGGCAAUGUCGGUGAAAUAUUAAAGCUUGACCAAACAAUGGCUUCUAAUUCUAAUCCCAGCGGGGGGGGAAAUGUUAAGACUAUAGAUGUCCAGGGAACCAGAAGGAUAUUUGAAAGUCCAUAUAGGGAUACUUCCCAGUCUUGCCCAGAGAAGGUUCAGCAGGAUAUAGUUUCUUCUGCUGUUUCGACUGACUUCGUCCAAGAACGAGGAAGGGAGACAUGUGACCAGCAGAAUAUUCAGUACCAGGAUAGACCCAGUCCUAUGAAUUGGACAGAACAACCCAAAGGGUCAUGUGAUCCUGGUCAUAGCACAUGGAAGGACGAUGAUGACUUUUCCAGUCUCGAACACAAGGAUAAUAUCAAAACGAGGGAAUCUCUGAUGCAAAACAACCCAUUCCUAGCUAAAAACAUUCGACAUUCCUAUGCUCAUAUGGCAAAACACAAACUAAUAACAGAAGAAGACAAUGUGGCCAAGGUUAAGAAUAGAACCCAUUUGUUUGAAUCAAUGCCAUUUGACAAAAUCAGACACCAGAACAAGGAUGAAGUGGAGACAAUGGUGGAGACACUCAAGGACACCCUAAGCUCUCUUCAUCGCUUGGAUGUCAUUUAUGCUGAUGGCUUGAUCAUCGAGGUGAAUGAAACCAUGCGAGCCAAAAAGGCCAAAUACACAAAAUCAGCCAGCGGAGUCCAGAUCGAUUACAACGAGGUGUCUGAGGGUAAUUUCCAAAACUUCAUACUUCGUGUGCUACCGCGAGCAAACCUUAAACCUCAGAUCACUUACCUCACGGAGGAUUGCAAUGGAGGCAUUAGGAGCACAUUGGUUAAGGUACCCGUCCACCCGAAUCAGUUCACGGCCACCCAGGACACAGAAUGUAACACAGCUAAUGUGGUUCAAGUUUUGGAAGACAUUUUGAAUCAAGACAACUCCCUGAGGAGAGGAGUAAUCAUCCAGGAGAUCGCUGGAAAAUCUGCAGAUAUUGUCGUGUACUCCCUCCACAAAUAUUCAGAUGACAAAAACGUCCGACGAUAUUGUCCUCAAGAGCUUCCCGUAGAAAGAAAAUCACCUUUAAAUUCUCCAGACAGCUUCUGUCAAGGAUCUGACAACCCGGAAGUGAGAAUAAAGGGGAAUGUGAAACUAUUUAUGAGUUGUAUUGAAAAGGACGAACUGGAAUAUUUGAAAACUCUUCAAGAGAAGUCGACAGUUGAAGACCAGAAGUCGGACAUUGUUCCUGAAGAGAAGCUUUAUCAUGGAGAGGAGUGGGUACCAGUGGAUGUAAAGAGAUUGAGAACCAUUUUCUCUGAGGAUCAAACGCAAAACCAAUCCAAUCCGAUUGUCAAUAAAGAUCAUCCCCGUUCAAACAUGUCAGAGUCUUGCGCAAGACAAAAUGUGACCCAGAAGAAUGACAUUCAAACUGAAAGACAUGACGAAAGCCAAGUUCAAGAAGAAUCAUUGGAUCAAUUGCAGAAACAGUGCGGUGACCAAGUCGUCCAAUCUGAUAACGAAGAAACAGGUUUGAGGAUCCAGUCAGUACCAGGUACGAAACAAGAAACAAAGUGCUCCAACCAAAUUGUUUCCAAGGAAACCCACACAGCUGUAGGCAGUAAAAACAAAAAUAUGACAGAGGAGCUCCCGGUGCAACACUUCCAAGCCGCUGUGGAUUCUCCAGCUAGCGCACAAACACAGCAUGAAGAAGAGGAAAUUGUUUUUCACGGUAAACUCAAAGCAGCAUUGGAGUCCUUAGAGCGCUCUAACAUUAAUGUCAGCAAAGGAGAUUUCAAAGCAGCCAUGAUCUACCGUAACUCCUCCAAACCUCCCAAAGAAAGGGUGAAAAAUACAGCUCAAGUUUUCCAUGGCGAGGCCAUCAACCAAGAUCUUUGUGUAACGGCAUCCCAGACUCAAGUGAGUCCAAAUACGGUCAUAGAAGCGCAAACAAGUACUGCGAAUAAAACGUCAGCCCCACAAAAAAAUCCAAGGCCUGUUGGACCAAAACCAGCCAUCCCUCCAAAACCACAACAUUUGAAACAGCAAAAUAAACAAUCAGCAAACAUUGAAAACUCCUCAACAGAAAUUGACAGAUUGAAAAUAAAUCCCUCUACAGAGUCAGGACAUGAUGUAGGAACACAAAAGCCUCAGGAAAUCCUCGAAAAUCACCAAAUCCAUGAAUCACAUAGCGCAGUGGAAAAAUGUGACAAAAACUACCAAGGAGGAGAGAAAAAUGAAAUAGAGGAAGCCCAUAUCAAUUUCAAAGAGGCGUGCAAAAAAUUCGGUGAUCCGAACGAUCAUCCCAAAAAGCGAACGCCCGUGAAACCAAAACGAGUAAAAAUAGCUCAACCUGACAACAAAAUUUCAGCACAUGUUGAGUUGAGAGCAAAGAAGGGAAGGCCGGAGACAGACCACGAACGGCGUCAGCGUCUGUCCGUCCACAUGGAAAAGAUCAUGCGAGGCAACAUGGGGACCGCGAUGGAGAUUUUCGACAAUUUGCGAAAGGAGGAGGAGCUGCGGGGCAUCCUCAGUCGAGUGGAAAAGAUCCAAGAGGACACCAACGAGGUUGACGUGAGGUCCCUCAGGAAAGUAUUUGAGAAUGUCCCCAGCAGGGUUGUCCCCACAAACAAAAACAAACGGAAGCAAGAGAAACCAGAACGCAAAGAGGAGACCAGAACAUUAGCAACCGAGACGAAGUCCUCAUUGGCAAACGUUUUUGGAGAUCUUGAAAGAGCCAGUGAGGACAUCGUGACUCUCAAGGAACAAACACUAGCACGGCUUGUUGACAUUGAGGAAGCCAUCAAGAAGUCCCUUUAUUCUGUCUCGACUUUAAGAUCAGACUCGGAUAUCGCCGGUCUAUCGUGCCUGUUCAAGGAGUCGUUGGGAAGUGUGCAAGGAUCUCCGGCGUCUGGGAACAAAAUAAGCAAAACAGAAUCCGUGCAGGAGAAAUAAGACCCCACAGCUUCACCAGGUGGCCAAGAUGCUGCAAUAACUCCAAAGCACAGAGAAGGUCCUGCUUUUAUCUCCAUCCAGUCAGCUGCUAGAAAAUCAGAUCAAGCAGAAGCUAUAAGCUGUCCAACUUGUCAGCACAGCCCGGAGAAAUUCUGCUCAACCAAAGUGCUUCAAUGCAACAGUCCUCAGAGACAGAUUAGCGUACUCCAGGUGCAAACAAGGACCUGGAGUGGAGCAGAGUCUUAGGAACCAAGACAGAAAACUACAAGAUGCGAUUUUAGUUGCUGAUUUUUAUUUGGAUUCGUUUUUUUGUUUUGGAAAAAAUACACGUGCUUGGUUUUCAACUGCCUGUCUCACUUGUCUCAUCAGUUCCAUCUGAGUCACCGAGAGACAUGCUCGGCCUGUUUGAAGCCAGUUUAUCCCAUGGAAAAAAUGAGCGCGGACAAAUAUGUUUUUCACAAACAUUGCUUCUGCUGUAAAAAGUGCAAGAAAACACUGAGGUGAGACAUCCAGACAUACAAAUUGAUGAUUGCAAAAAUCAAUUUAUAGCAAAAAAAGAUUAUGCAAGAUCUUUAUAAUGAUUAUUAAAAUGAUUUUACAAUGA